Molecule: messenger RNA, 1910 nt
Organism: Gorilla gorilla gorilla (western lowland gorilla)
Lineage: Eukaryota; Metazoa; Chordata; Mammalia; Primates; Hominidae
Gene: ATF4
Product: activating transcription factor 4
Exons: 3
Coding region: 774-1829 (351 amino acids)
Biological process (GO): regulation of transcription by RNA polymerase II
Cellular component (GO): nucleus; ATF1-ATF4 transcription factor complex; ATF4-CREB1 transcription factor complex
Molecular function (GO): RNA polymerase II transcription regulatory region sequence-specific DNA binding; DNA-binding transcription activator activity, RNA polymerase II-specific
Source: RefSeq, a predicted model, not a curated record
UCCCUCUCCCAGCAGCCGCCCAUCUAGGGCCCUGAGCCAAUAAGAGCUCGAGGUAUGUAUGAUUCACCGGGCCUGGGCCAAUCAGCUUGACGCGCGCUCUUCGCCAGCACCUCGCGCGAUAACCUAGCGUCCUCGGCCUUCACAAUAAAAGCUCUUCGCCGGAAAACGACCUUUCCCCGCCCACUGCGCUGACACCGGAAGCGAGGCGUGUCUGGAAGAUCACUCCGCGCUCCGGCGGCGAAGGAAAGAACGGACUCUGAUCAUAGAAGCCUAGUAAAGUAGUACACCUCUCUCCUUUCGUGAGGCCAUAAGAACAAACUCCUUUUCUCGUCACAGCUACGCCCUGGGCAUAAACGGUUGGGGCGUCAAAGGGAGGGAGGGAAGGGAGCGGGCGGGAGGAGACGGUCACGUGGUCGCGGCGGAAGGAUGCGUCUGUGCUGCGUCCCCAUAGAGGCGAAGUCUAUAAAGGGCCGGCGGGCGGCCACUGCAGCCAUUUCUACUUUGCCCGCCCACAGAUGUAGUUUUCUCUGCAAGUGUGCGUUUUCCCUCCUCCCCGCCCUCAGGGUCCACGGCCACCAUGGCGUAUUAGGGGCAGCAGUGCCUGCGGCAGCAUUGGCCUUUGCAGCGGCGGCAGCAGCACCAGGCUCUGCAGCGGCAACCCCCAGCGGCUUAAGCCAUGGCGCUUCUCACGGCAUUCAGCAGCAGCGUUGCUGUAACCGACAAAGACACCUUCGAAUUAAGCACAUUCCUCGAUUCCAGCAAAGCACCGCAACAUGACCGAAAUGAGCUUCCUGAGCAGCGAGGUGUUGGUGGGGGACUUGAUGUCCCCCUUCGACCAGUCGGGUUUGGGGGCUGAAGAAAGCCUAGGUCUCUUAGAUGAUUACCUGGAGGUGGCCAAGCACUUCAAACCUCAUGGGUUCUCCAGCGACAAGGCUAAGGCGGGCUCCUCCGAAUGGCUGGCUGUGGAUGGGUUGGUCAGUCCCUCCAACAACAGCAAGGAGGAUGCCUUCUCCGGGACAGAUUGGAUGUUGGAGAAAAUGGAUUUGAAGGAGUUCGACUUGGAUGCCCUGUUGGGUAUAGAUGACCUGGAAACCAUGUCAGAUGACCUUCUGACCACGUUGGAUGACACUUGUGAUCUCUUUGCCCCCUUAGUCCAGGAGACUAAUAAGGAGCCCCCCCAGACGGUGAACCCAAUUGGCCAUCUCCCAGAAAGUUUAACAAAACCCGACCAGGUUGCCCCCUUCACCUUCUUGCAACCUCUUCCCCUUUCCCCAGGGGUCCUGUCCUCCACUCCAGAUCAUUCCUUUAGUUUAGAGCUGGGCAGUGAGGUGGAUAUCACUGAAGGAGAUAGGAAGCCAGACUACACUGCUUACGUUGCCAUGAUCCCUCAGUGCAUAAAGGAGGAAGACACCCCUUCAGAUAAUGAUAGUGGCAUCUGUAUGAGCCCAGAGUCCUAUCUGGGGUCUCCUCAGCACAGCCCCUCUACCAGGGGCUCUCCAAAUAGGAGCCUCCCAUCUCCAGGUGUUCUCUGUGGGUCUGCCCGCCCCAAACCUUACGAUCCUCCUGGAGAGAAGAUGGUAGCAGCAAAAGUAAAGGGUGAGAAACUGGAUAAGAAGCUGAAAAAAAUGGAGCAAAACAAGACAGCAGCCACUAGGUACCGCCAGAAGAAGAGGGCGGAGCAGGAGGCUCUUACUGGCGAGUGCAAAGAGCUGGAAAAGAAGAACGAGGCUCUAAAAGAGAGGGCGGAUUCCCUGGCCAAGGAGAUCCAGUACCUGAAAGAUUUGAUAGAAGAGGUCCGCAAGGCAAGGGGGAAGAAAAGGGUCCCCUAGUUGAGGAUAGUCAGGAGCGUCAAUGUGCUUGUACAUAGAGUGCUGUAGCUGUGUGUUCCAAUAAAUUAUUUUGUAGGGAAA